CCAGCACCGAGUCAAACUAUGACUUUGAAUCAUCUGCUUCAAUGCACUCGUAUUUAUUUAAGCAAGACAAGACAGACGCAGAAGGAUCGGAAGCGCUGAAAACCAGAAUCGAAUCGAAUUGCGGAGACGUUUGUUUAACGAAUGGCCGGUGUUAUGCCUUUGAAAGAGACGUUCUUCAUUUCUCAUGGCUCGCCGACUCUCUCCAUCGACGAAUCCCUACCGGCCCGCCGUUUUCUCCAAUCUUUCCGGGAGAAAAUCUUCUCGGAGAAGCCCACCGCAAUCCUAGUCAUCUCCGCCCACUGGGAGACCUCCGUACCUACCAUCAACUCCAUUAGCGGCCGCCACGAAACCAUCCACGACUUCUACGGCUUCCCCAAGCAGAUGUAUCAGCUCAAGUAUCCAGCGCCAGGAGCUCCAGAGUUAGCAAAAAGGACAGCUGAGUUACUUCUCUCUUCUGGUUUCAAGAAAGUGGAAAAAGACACCAGACGUGGUUUGGAUCAUGGGGCAUGGGUUCCUCUUAUGCUCAUGUAUCCAGAUGCUGAUAUCCCAGUGUGCCAGCUUUCUGUCCAGCCAAACAUGAAUGGAACACACCAUUACAAUAUGGGCAAAGCAUUGGCUCCUCUUAAGGAAGAAGGUGUUCUCAUAAUUGGGUCUGGAUCUGCCACUCAUAACUUGCGGACUCUCAGGAGUGAAGGACCUCCUCUUCCUUGGGCUAAGGAAUUUGAUGACUGGCUCAAAGUUUCCCUUCUCAAUGGAAGGUACGAAGAUAUUAACCACUAUGAUGAGAAAGCGCCACAUGCAAAGCUUGCACACCCGUGGCCUGAACACUUCUACCCAUUACACGUUGCGAUUGGAGCCGCAGGGGGGAAGCCAAGGGCGGAACUUAUUCACCAGAGCUGGAGCAAUGGCUCCCUCUCCUAUUCUUCGUUCAAAUUCACUCAGUGAUACUGCUUGACAAAUGACGGAUCAAUACCUGUAUAUAUUUAUUAUGUGUCGCAUAUUGCUGUACACUUCAAUCAAUAAGGAAACCUGUGACAACAAUGGUUUAGGCUUAGCAUCCUCUGUUUUGCUCACAGAAAUUUAUACCGAGUGUAUUUAUUAUAGAAUGGUUGUUGUAUGCAGUUGUUCAACACUGGCAGACACUUAGAUUUCAAUAAGGCUCAUUGUGGGUUGGGUUUGCUAAGUUCAAAUUGCAUUUCAGGAAUUAAACUCUGACAUUUUUUAUUUAAUUGAGGCCUAGGUGGUGGUUAUGGUUGCAUGGAUGAAUAUGUUCUUAAUAUAGAGUUUUUGUUUUUGAUAAUGGGUAAUGCGAGUAUAAUUUUGCUAUAAGCAAGACUUUGGAUGAC
Molecule: messenger RNA, 1346 nt
Organism: Cuscuta epithymum
Lineage: Eukaryota; Viridiplantae; Streptophyta; Magnoliopsida; Solanales; Convolvulaceae
Source: the annotation of a GenBank genome assembly